AUGCCCAUCUCCAAGAAAGCUAGACGUGAGCACAAGAAGGCCGAUGCCGCCGGCACCAGAGCCCCCGUCAAGGCGAACGUAAUCCCUGUCAAGCCCAAGCCGAUGACUUCGAGCUGCGCAUUUUGCCGGAAGGAGGUCGUCAACAAGAACAUCAAGCAGCUUGAGGAGCAUUCGUUGACCCACGACCAGAAGCUCUGGCCCAAGGAGAAGUGCUGGCCUGGCGAGGUCUUUUAA
This is a messenger RNA of Lasiosphaeria miniovina, 234 nucleotides long. RefSeq lists its product as uncharacterized. Bases 1 to 234 code for a protein of 77 amino acids. The transcript is spliced from 3 exons. NCBI's taxonomy places the organism in Eukaryota, Fungi, Ascomycota, Sordariomycetes, Sordariales, Lasiosphaeriaceae. The record is from RefSeq and is a predicted model, not a curated record.